Molecule: messenger RNA, 1402 nt
Organism: Mizuhopecten yessoensis (Yesso scallop)
Lineage: Eukaryota; Metazoa; Mollusca; Bivalvia; Pectinida; Pectinidae
Exons: 4
Coding region: 524-1252 (242 amino acids)
Source: RefSeq, a predicted model, not a curated record
UAUAAAGAGAAGACUUGCUUUCUUAGAUAUUUUGUCAGAUUACAGCACUGGGUCGACAGUGCACCACUCCUUCCCCACCUAUGUGCCAUAUGGUCUGUCCCUGAUGAGAGCGGCUUCGUAAACUGACGAUUAGAGGGUGGACAGACGUAAGCUGGAAUAUACAGGUUUGAUGAAAUGAAAAACAAAUGUGGAUUUUGUGAUAAGAAAACUUUGAGUCUGCGGCUGUGUUCGGCAUGUCAGCAGGUGUAUUACUGUUCCACCGUGUGUCAGAGGGAAGACUGGAAACGUCAGCAUAAGGCCAACUGUAAAGAAAUUCAAAAACGUGAACAAACUAAACAAUUCGAAAAUUCAAAAGGUAUCUUUAAUAUUCCUGAUAUUGGAAGCGCAACCGGUGGAACUUUGUAUCCAUCGGAACCUCUGCAUGGGAUUCCAUUUGAAAUUGAAUAUUUGAGACAAAAGGGAUUGCAUCGCCAUUUUUGUGCGGAUAGGAAAGGAACGGUUCGUGCUCCUUACAGUAGUUGUCAUGUGUGUGGCAAAGCAAGCGAUUCGAUUAAAAUAUGUGCUCGGUGCAAAAAAGGUGAAUUAUUGUUCCAAGAAGUGCCAGCGUCAGGAUUGGAAAAUUCACAAACUACAAUGUAAAGAUCCGGAGGAAGAUGUUUACGAGACCAUAACUACGGAUGGUUAUCGACGAGAGGAAACGUUCGCCUCAGAAUCAGCAAGGUCGACAGGCAGUGGUGCUUUUAAUCGCUGUCGUCAUUUCCCAAAAUUACCAGACCUUUCUCAACGUUCUUAUUUUAAUGCUGGCGCCUUUGAUAAAGUUAAGAGUCUUACUUGGAAGGUUUUUCCGGGCUGCACCAUUUUGGACUUCGUCCGGGAGAUCCCACACGAGCUGUUUGGAAAGAGACCACGUAGUACCUCUAGAGUAGCUGUUGGGUUUAUUUCACGAUAUCACUCAUAUGUGUCGCGACAUUGUAUAUUUUUACAGGACAAAGAUGGAGAUGAAGUAUAUGUGGGGUUUUACUUUGAGCGUGACGAGCCCCGACCUUAUUUCCAGUGGAGUGACGUCGUUCCCGGACGGUACCUGUGUAUAGCUGAUCCGUACAUCCACCAGUUCCUCGACGGCUCCGUAGGCAUCAGGGAUAAGAUAAAUAAGGAGAGGAUGGUCGCCUUCUGCCUGGACCACGACGAUCCCAAUAAUGAAAUACCAUCAAGACAUCUCAUAAAGCUAAAAAGCUUACAAAGAUGUAUAUAACAGCGAAAGAAAGAAAGAAAGAUCCCACUCCUCACUUCCGGUGGCAAGAAAUUACCCCCGGCAUUUACUUGUGCUUGAAGAAUCCGUACAUCCACUUCUUCAUGGAUGGUAAGGCCGGCUUCCGUAUUGACGAUCCUGAAGUCAUCACAG